Messenger RNA from Gryllus bimaculatus (two-spotted cricket), 438 nucleotides. Lineage: Eukaryota; Metazoa; Arthropoda; Insecta; Orthoptera; Gryllidae. The record is from the annotation of a GenBank genome assembly.
AUGUAUGUGGAUUUCUACAAGUGGCGCGCCAUUCCUAAAACUAGGCUCAAUGUUCUGUUGUUAGCUGUAUUACGAACUCGAGAGGAGCCUUGUAAACAGGUAAUUGAACUUGUCUGUGAUGCUUUCCAACGGCCAGAAGAAGGUUCACACCUUGCUACUGAUGUUGAAAAUGUAGCUAAUACACAGGUAAAAGCUGUAAUGGCUGGAGGUCUCUGGGGUGAAAAUCCUUGGCAAACAGCAGAUGCCAGUUGUUCAUCGUACAAAGCUUCAUAGAGAGCUCAAUUCCAAGAGGGUUGGCUUACAUCUGUUGAAGGAAAAGGUACCCAGAAGCAGUGAUCAUUGGUAACCAGACUGCAACAGCAAUAUUAGAAUAAAGACUUCUCAGGCCUCUCAGACCAAUUGCAUGCCCUAUUCGGUUAACACUUAAGAAAAAUAGAG